Molecule: messenger RNA, 6981 nt
Organism: Pseudoliparis swirei
Lineage: Eukaryota; Metazoa; Chordata; Actinopteri; Perciformes; Liparidae
Gene: rttn
Product: rotatin
Exons: 49
Coding region: 137-6892 (2251 amino acids)
Biological process (GO): ciliary basal body organization; centriole replication; centriole-centriole cohesion
Cellular component (GO): centrosome; ciliary basal body; centriole
Source: RefSeq, a predicted model, not a curated record
AACAAACCCGGGUUGACGUUUUUGUUGACAUGUCACCUGCUGACAACCGUUCAUUGAACCGACAAGCCUCUGUCGUUGAUAAAGCGUUUUAAAACUGUUUAAUUUUUUUUACACAAGGAGCCGCAAUACAUUGAAAAUGGAGUUAUCUCCGCUUAUAAAGAAAAUAGGUCAUUCUUUGUUGGAGAUAAGAGCUCGCGCAUUAAAGAACAUCAUUUGUAAGCUGGACCACUCCCUGAUUACUGUCUCCGACAUUGUCCAGGAGAAGAUGCUUUUUGUGUAUCUCCUUGAGUGGUUCAAUUUCCCCGAGGUGCCAAUGCAGCAGGAGGUCCUCGAGUUGCUAUCAACGUUGUCCCAGCAUCCUAGUGCAGCCCAGAUGCUAAGAGACGUUGGGGCGGUGGACUUCCUCACUCAACUGUCUCCUAAUGUGGAACCCAGACUGCGAGCUGUCAUAGAUGGAACCCUGGACCAGCUGUUCCAUCUACCUGAGCUAGUCCCUCAUCAUAUAAUGGCCUACACGCAGGGACAGCGUUCUACAACUCCAACAGAUCGGGUGUCUGCAGUAGCACCUACAGUCGUUCCACCUGAAGACCAUUUUCCUAAAAUGGGCUAUUUCCACAAGACCAUGCCAAGCCAUAUGGAUGUACCAGCUCAGAAGAUAGCAGUACGCGAGUCUGUGAGGUGUCUCAAGUUUUCUGUGUUUCCAUGGCUGACUUUGACAAACACAGACAGACACAUACUUUCAUCCAAUGAGAGUUCUCUAAGGAGCAGUAACGCCAACUUGGUGCGAACCUCAUGUGAACUUCUGUGUGAUGUCAUUAUGCAAGACUUUCCUGCUGAAAUCUUCCUGCAAAGACCGAGUAUUGUACAGAACCUUCUUUCCCUGUUGAGGCUGGGGUCGGGUAAAGGCGAGGCAAGCUACCUCCACUUGCAGGCGCUUUCCUGCCUGCGGCAGCUUUGUGUGGGGCUGAAGAGGAGACUACGCUUUCAUCAGGAUCCAAGCUUUUUCUCUACAAAGCAAGAUCCCGUGUCCCAGAACUCGUCCUUCUCCUACUCCCAGGAAGUGCGUGGGACCCAGCGUUCCCAGGCCUCAUCUCCGGCGGCAGAGUGCUCUCCACGGCCCACUGUGGUGGGCCGCACGGGCCAGAGGGCCAGUGGAGAUGGCCAAGAUGGAGAUGCAGCUUCCACCAGUGCCAGCUCGCACAGAGGGGGAGCAUCAGUCCAGGCCGUCGGGCAGACGCCCCAGUCACCUGCAGACGUGGCCCACUUGGAAAUUUCUGACCUGGGUGAAGAAGAUGUUCUGGAGUUGCAGUUACAGCAGUUCACUUUGGCUCAGUUCACUAUUGCCACCAUGGAACAUGCCAUCCCACUGCUUAAAACAGAGGGUUCGCAUGCGCUCCAUUGUGUUCUGGAGCUGCUGUGUGACGCCGUCCUCCUGCUUGGGGACAGUGUCGGUGAGCUGGUCUGGGACGAUCGCAGCCUGGUGGGGAUGGAGCUGAAGGAGAAGCUGCAAGCCUGCAUGGAACUAUUGGGGGAUAUCCUCAUCUACCAUCAAAGCUAUUCAACAGAUAUUCCCCACAGCUCUCAGGUUCAUCACAGAAUAGCCUACACAGGCAUUGCUGUAUUCACCAUUAAAUUCCUUCAGACCAUCCUCCCUCCUGAAAAGGCUAGUGACAAUCUCCCGGAAAACACAGCAACAGCUAUUUUCCACCUGUGCUUGGACACUUCAUUGGGAAGUUUAUUACCCAGCAUACAAGACACCGCGGUGGCCUACUUGGAGCAGGCGAACUCCGACAGCCAUGACCUCUACAGGAGGGUGAACCGUGCUGCUCUUUGGAUGGAAUCCACUUGUAACUUUCUCAAGGAAGCACAAGCUGAGGGAGAAAAGAACUGGUUGGAGUUGCUGGAGCUGGCAGACCAAGCCAUAGACGGCCUCCCGUUUCACCAGCACUUACCCAUCAUCAAGGAAUGUGUUCACAUCUGCUCUUACCUGUGGAAGUUUGAUCAGCCCAGUCCAUUCCUCCAAACAGAGAGCCAGAAACUUCUCCUCAAGCUGCUGUCCUAUCCGUCACUGCCUGUCAAGAUGGAAACAUACAAACACAUUUUAAACCUGGUCAAGGACUGCCUUGGCAUCCAGAAUGUGUCACGACAGGAAUCGUCAGCCUGCGGUGGAAUCAACUUCCUUAUCCACCACAGGGUACUCUAUGAAAUAAGUGCUUUUGGACUGCAGGAUUCUGCAGAGAAGGUCAACGUCGCUGCCAAGGAUAUCCUGCUGUUCCUGCUCAAAGGACAAUUGAUGAUGACAGCAUCAACCUGGGACAGAUUCAAUGAGGCACUUUACCCGGUCAUGCCCAUAUUACAGGGUUAUGCCAAUACUGAAGAAUCACUGGGAAACUGCGUUCUGCUGAUAAGUGAUAUGUCGGACGUGGCAAGAGACAACGUGUUUCCAAGCACAGCCAAGCUAAAAGCAGCGCUCCGACUUCUUUUUACCAAACAACCCACUGUGAGAAUUGCAGCAGUGCGACACAUCCUGCCCCACUUAACCAGCGACGAUGAUGCUCACACAACCAGACCAGAGCUGGAUCAAACGGUGAUCUCCUCGCUCCCCAACCUCUUCUGCCUCAGAAACACUUUAGACAUCACACUGGACACGAGCAGCAAGUCUGUCCUCAAGGUGGAGUCGGUGGAGAAGCUGUUUUGUAUCCUGUCCUCGGACACUGUUGACAUCUCUCUGAGAAGAUCAGCUGCAGAGCAGCUAUCUGUAGUGCUUCAAGACACGGCAAUGCACCCAGUGCUGAAGAAUCUUGGGAUUACAGACAAAGUAGUCUAUUUCAUUACAGGCAGUGUAAAUGGCAACCAGAGCUUAGAUUGCCUGCUGGAGCCGUGUGUAUGUAUCCUGAGGAAAAUGGUGUAUGCUGAUCCAUCGCUGAGGCACAGUCUGGCACAUCGCAACCGCCUGCUCCUCACACUGCUCAGGGCAUCCUUGAUAUUAAAGGAGAACAAGGGCAAUGGAAGUGACAUCGCUGUCCUGAUGACUUUACUGCUAUUUGAUGAAAUUGCCAGUAUUGAAAUAUGGUCAAACACAUCCAACGCAGAUGUGAGCCUCACACCAUUCUCCCUGCCACUCUCGGUGAUACGCAGGUACAACAUCCCUUUCCAGGCAGCGACGCAUCACGCUGUCAGCCCGUACUGCUGUGUCCUGCCCUCGUCCUCUGACCUCCUGACCCUGGCUCCCGCCCGCCUUGCCCUGCAGGUGGCCUGGAACACUGCAUGGCAUUCUGGGAUAGACAACCUCCUUGAAGAGCUACAUGGCGUCUCUACCGAUGUUACUGAAUUUCAUCCUGACUUGAAGCUAUCAGAAGCACAGGUUGUAUUGUUGCAGGCAGUGCAUCUUCCCACUGCGCUACAGGGCUGCAUCAAGGCCAUCGUCACGGCAGCAGGACACAGCUCGGUGACCUCCGCCCUCUCCAGACUGAGCCUCUAUUUACUGAUUGACCAGCUGGCCCUCCCUCACAUCCCCACCCACAGUAGCAGAAACACCCUUCACUCCCUCAGCUGGCAGGCAGCAGUGACGAGGUUUCUCCAGGUGCGUCCAGCCAGCGUUGAGGAUGAGCGGUUGCUCGUGGCCAUUGUUGCUUUUCUGAAUUCCUACUUCAAACCGAUGCACACAGAUUAUACAUCUGACCCAGAAGACAAGGACCUGCGCUGGAUACUGGAGCUGCUUCUCAACCAGGAGACUGCAUCCAUUCUUAAUUUGCUCCUUGGUGUGGAGACCCAGGCCUCGACUCAGAGCACAGGGGGGCCGGAGGAGCUGAAGAACCACGUGAGCCAGAGGCUGCAGAAAGAACUCACCAGCUUCUUUAACAUCUUGCUGCUCCGACUUACGCAAACCACUGACCGGCUAUGUCUGGCAUUAGCCGGCCCUUUCAAGAGCCAGCUGGCAGUCCGUUUGCUUCAGAGCCUGAGGGUCUCUGAUGCCCCCCGUUUCUAUGGCCUUCCCAGCCUGGAGAGAACACUGCAGGGCAUGGUCAGUCUGACUGCCCAGCCUGGCUGGAGCUCCCACGACUCUGACCUGGAGCCCAUCUUCCUCUGCUCCAAGUAUCUCAGUGGGCUAUUAGAGGUGAUCUCAUCAUUUUAUGUAGAGUGGGGAGGCAACUCCAUGUCUUUCAUGGGGAAAGGUGUGACCAAGAAUGCUGUCAUCUGCUUGCUUCACCUGUCCCAUGAGAUGAUCGUCGAGAACAAGGACAAGGACAUCAUUUCCCAGUGGUCUUUGGGGAACGAGGCAGCUGCUGAGGAGGCCUGUGCCGCUCAGCUUGGUUUGGCCUGGCUCGUCCCGCUAUGGGUCGACCGCGAUCAAGAGGUGAGGUUUGCCAGUCUGGGUUUAGGUGCAGCUCUGUCCUCUGUGCCCAGCGGGUGCCAGGCCCUGUGUGCCAGCUGUCAGAACAUCAGCGGAGGUCUGUGGGGCACGUUGCUCAACAUCCUCCUGGAUCAGCAGGAGAGCAGCAUGGUUCGCAGAGAGGCUGCUUUUAUCCUGCAGAACUUGAUGGUGAUGCCCAUGCCUGCCAACACAGAGGAGGCCAAGGACUCCCACUGGCAGCACCCGUGUGUCCAUGAUGAGGUGUCUGGUGUGUCUCUGGUGGGUCUUCCAGCCCUCCGGGCUCUGCUUUACCACUGUCACUACUUCCAACACGUGGCUCUCUUUGCCUCCAAAUGUUACCGAGGCAGGUACACUUUCCACCUGCAGCCUCAUACUGGCGCUACCUGUGGGCCUCAUCCUCAGGAAAGCAGUUCUCUGAAUUCUGAGAACUCUCUGUGGUUUUGGAGAUGUGACGCCCCUGCACCAACUACCAGCUCCAGCAGACCCUCCAGCUCCCUCUCCACAUCCAGCACCGUGAUAAGAGGUUCAGGACCACACACCCCGAAGGGUCCCUCCCCAUUGGGCGGUGCUGAAGAUUCCCCUGCCAACAGACUGCUGACUCAAGGCCAGAGUGACACAGACGCCAGCGACUCGCUGACCUCCCAAGACUCGCGCCAGGGCGACACCUCAGCCCUGGAACCCGUUGUCAUGGUAACUCCUGACCUCAUGACAGCCCACUGUGGCCUGCUGGCUAACCUGCUGGCCAUCUUGCCAGACUUCACCCUCACCGCCAUCCAACACCACCAGCUCCUCCCAGCGCUGGCCAGUCUGCUGGAUAUCGGGCCUAUUGAGAAAUGUCUGACUGAGCUGAAGACACCCAACAUCCUAUCAGGGGAGAGAGAAGACAUCAGGAUCCAGUUUGCCUCCCUCCUUCAAUUCCUGUCCAGCUUCUCUAAACUGCUGCGGUCAUGUGUCAUGGUGAGGAAGGAGCUGAUUGGCCAGAUGGACUUCCUGAAACAGCUGUUGACGACUUUGGUGGCAGUACUCAUGUUGGACGCCAAAGGAUUAGAUGCAGGUACCCGGGACGUGGUUUGUGCGUGCUGGGCAGACGUGUUUAUGCUCCUGGCUACUCUGGUGAGGAGGGACAGCUCGGCCGCGUACCCAUCUGUCUCCGCUGCGCUGGGGAGACGCUGGCGGACAUUUGCAGGAACAUUAUCAGUGUGUGUGAAUGAGAAGUUCCCGGACCCUCUUCUCCACACAGUGGCUCUGCAGUUUCUCAGUACAAUGUUCACAGUGGAGACAAAGAGUCUGGGAGUAGAGGUCACGACCUCCGACUCUAAACAUGCUCCGGCUUUGUCCGACAUUGUGAUCGGGCCCUCGGCCAGCCAGCUGUGUGAACUGUUACUGCAGAGUUUUGAGAAGAGGACCCUUCAGGACCCUUUGAAGAAGCUGACAGCCAGAGCUCUGAUGGCGCUGUUGGCCUGCAGUCCCGCCGCUCAGAACCACGCAGCCAAAGCGGGUCUCAUUGACAGCAGUGUUGAGCAAAUGAAGCAAAUUUACUCCCAGCUCCUCCUGGAGUCCGUCCAACCCGGAAAGGCUUCCCACCGCAAGAAGCAUCAGGAAGAAGGCUAUUUAAAGGAUGUCAAGCUAACUGUGGAGAUCCUGCGGAAUGCUCUUUACCGCAGCGAUGAAUGCAAAGUGGUGGCCACAGAUGCUCGCCUCACACUUGCACUAUAUGCUCUCUGGCCAUGGCUACUAUUGGAUGACCCCACCAUGGAGGCGGUGCUGGAGCUUCUGUGCGUCUAUACGGCCAACUGCACCACAGCAUGCAGUUGUGUUUGUGGCGGUGGCCCUACCGCGGCCCCAGGAUCUAAAGGCGGCCCUAGUAGCUCUCUGAUGCAGUCGGUCAUGAAGCUGGCCUCGGGGGUCGCCCCGGACAACGGCCCCGUCCAGAAGCUCUCCUUCCGGCUCUUGGCGAACCUCGCCAUGUCCCGCGACUGUCGAUGCCUCCUGCAAAAGAAUAAUUUCCUGCAGGCCUUCCUGUUGGUGCCAAGGCCCAAGGCGGGUGGUGUGAAGGCCACCUCGGUUGGGGGGGGUCUACUGGGCCUGUGGCUGAGGCUGCUGGUCAGCCUCUCAUUCGCAGAGGACGGCCAGCAGAGCAUCUUCAGGGUGACCGGAGCCCUGGAGCUGCUGGCGGACCUGGCGCCACACCGGCACCACGCCCUGCUCACCCUUCACAACCUCUGCUUCUGCCCGGCCAACAAGCCGCACGUCAUCGCCAACGACAAAGCCGUGAAGGUGUUCCUCUGCUGCCUGAACAGCAAAGAGAUGGAAACUCGCUCCAUGGGCGCAUCUGCACUUUGGGCGUUGCUCCAUAACAAUCAGAGGGCAAAGACCACUUUGAAGUGUCCCUCUGUUCGAUUGAGACUUGAGGAGGCGCGUUCCAUCUCCAAGAAGGACGCAGAGAUCAAGCAGGAUCCUUUGAGCGCCUACCUGCUGAAGUGCCUUGAAAACCUCUCCCAGCUGCUAAAUAACUAAUUGUAUUAAAAUAGUUUUUUGUGUAUUAUGUUUUAUAAUGAUCAGAUAUGCAUUAAUUUUGAUAUUAAAGUCCCAUGUGGCAGAUUUUA